AGAAGACUCCCUGACUCUCCAGAGAGAUUACACACUUCCAUUAUGGCUAAGGUGACCCAAUGAAUGAAGAAAAUGAAAGGCAUUAAGAAAAGUCUUACAGAAGAAUAUUUAUACCUGGACUUUUCUCACCAUACAGAAGGAUGCAUCUUUCCUCUCCAUACAUCAGUAACUUUAUUUUUGUUAUCAUACUGUGACUACAAAAUCUUUAAAGUUUGCUUGGUCCCCACCAAAGAAAGUAUAGAUAGUUCACUACUAAAAGAUGUACUCUCCCAGGAUAUUGAAAUACAGAUUAUUUCAAGGCAAGAACUUCCACCAAUAGUCCAGAAUUGCUGUUUACCUGUGGUAGUAGAACAACCGGACAAUUUUUGUAGAGCAGGACUUGCUGUUGUAUUAAGACACAUAAUCCAGAAAUCAUAUGAAGCAGACCCCUCAAAGAAGGAAAUUGUGGAACUUCUGGGUUUUAAAAAAACUUGCUUGAAAGCCUGUGCUGAAGUUAGUCAGUGGACCAGGCUAUGUGAACUCACCAUCCCUUUGGCUGUUGAGAAUUUCCUCAGAGUGUCUUCUGACCAGCCCCCUACUAUUCCUGUAGAAAUACUACAGCUAGAGAAAAAGCUUAGUGAGCCUGUUAGAGUGCAUAAUGAUGAUAAACUCCGUAGGCAGAAGCUGAAGCAACAGAAGGCUGCUGGAGUUGGGCCUCCGCUUGCUAAGGGAAAAGCAACGAGCAAAGUUCCUAUACAGGAAACAUCUGAAGUGUUGGAUUCUUCAUCUAAGAGUCUGGAACUACAAGUGGCAUUCUCAAAGCUCACAGUACAGGAAGAACCAGCUACUACCAACAGGGAGCCUUCUCACAUCAGAAAAGCAAAGGCCUCUGACCUUCCACCUCUGGAGCAUGUGUUUGCAGAAGGGCUUUACUUCACUUUGGCAGAUAUUGUACUCUUGCCCUGUAUCCAUCUUUUUUUGGUAAUUAUCUGCAAGAAAUUUUCUGAGAAGCUGGUAGAAUUUCCACUGCUAGCCUCUUGGUACCAGAGGAUUCAGGAAGUGCCAAGAGUAAAAACAACAGCUGCUAGGUGUGGGAUCCAAUUUCUCCAUUUACCAGAAUUGUUGACUACCUCAAAUGAACAACAUCCAAACUUAAGUGAAGUCCCCAGUGUAGAGGAGCAAAAUGAUCCUUUAUUUUUAGGGGGACCAAGACCAACAAUGACCAAGUUAAUGGAAAAGGGCAUUGAAGUGAUGUUUUCUCCCCACCCUUGCCCUACUUGGACACUGGAUUGGGAUGUUCUUCCUGCAGCAGUGAGUCCAAAGGAAGGUAAAAUGUCCAGUGAUCGAGCUUUGAGGAAGCAGCAGCAAUUAAACAACCUUGUUUAUGUGGUGACAAAUCAGGCCAAACCUGGUGACAGAAUUGUGGAUUUCUGCAGUGGUGGGGGCCAUGUUGGAAUUGUCCUUGCUCAUAUGCUGCCAUUAUGCCAGGUUACAUUAAUAGAAAAUAAGGAAUUAUCAUUAAUUCGUGCUAAGAAGAGAAGUGAUGAACUAGGUUUAAGCAACAUUUGGUUCAUUCAAGCAAAUAUGGAGUAUUUUACAGGGAUGUUUAAUAUUGGG
Molecule: messenger RNA, 1596 nt
Organism: Galeopterus variegatus (Sunda flying lemur)
Lineage: Eukaryota; Metazoa; Chordata; Mammalia; Dermoptera; Cynocephalidae
Gene: GSTCD
Product: glutathione S-transferase, C-terminal domain containing
Exons: 8
Source: RefSeq, a predicted model, not a curated record